This is a messenger RNA of Neopsephotus bourkii (Bourke's parrot), 527 nucleotides long. RefSeq names its product FAU ubiquitin like and ribosomal protein S30 fusion (gene FAU). The transcript is spliced from 5 exons. Gene Ontology annotation, cellular component: ribosome; cytosolic small ribosomal subunit. Gene Ontology annotation, molecular function: protein binding; structural constituent of ribosome. The coding region runs from base 83 to 484 and encodes 133 amino acids. The record is from RefSeq and is a predicted model, not a curated record. NCBI's taxonomy places the organism in Eukaryota, Metazoa, Chordata, Aves, Psittaciformes, Psittacidae. Gene Ontology annotation, biological process: translation.
ACGUCAGCACGCAGCCGCGCAGGCGCAGAGCCGCCCUUUCCUGAGGCGCGAUCCCCGUCGGCUGAGGGGCCGCUGAGCCACCAUGCAGCUCUUCAUCCGCGCCCAGGCCCUCCACACUGUCGAGGUCUCCAGCACCGAGACCGUCGCUCAGCUCAAGGAGCGGGUGGCAGCGCUGGCCGGUGUCCCCCCCGAGGACCAAGUGCUGCUCUUCAGUGGGACCCCCCUGGACGAUGAUGCUGUGCUGGGACAGAGCCCCCUCCCCGAAUUGGCCACCCUCGACCUCUCCUCGCGACUCCUCGGGGGGAAAGUCCACGGUUCCCUCGCCCGCGCUGGCAAAGUGAGGGGCCAGACCCCCAAGGUGGCCAAGCAGGAGAAGAAGAAGAAGAAGACGGGCCGGGCCAAGCGGCGCAUGCAGUACAACCGCCGCUUCGUCAACGUCGUGCCCGGCUUCGGCAAGAAGAAGGGGCCCAACGCCAACUCCUGAGCGGUGGCACCAGUAAACGGGAACCGGAUUGGGGCCAAUUCCC